Molecule: messenger RNA, 4148 nt
Organism: Oncorhynchus gorbuscha (pink salmon)
Lineage: Eukaryota; Metazoa; Chordata; Actinopteri; Salmoniformes; Salmonidae
Product: nuclear receptor subfamily 4 group A member 3-like
Exons: 9
Coding region: 710-2521 (603 amino acids)
Biological process (GO): cellular response to corticotropin-releasing hormone stimulus; regulation of transcription by RNA polymerase II
Cellular component (GO): nucleus; transcription regulator complex
Molecular function (GO): RNA polymerase II cis-regulatory region sequence-specific DNA binding; nuclear receptor activity; zinc ion binding
Source: RefSeq, a predicted model, not a curated record
GAGACAGAAUAUGACAUUUCCUCUCCUGAUUAGCCAAGCAUUCUGGUGUGGUAGAGAUUGAGAAUGUGAGAGAAGCGACUGUCUGUAUCCUGGUGAGGUUCAUGUUAUAAUUGAGCCUAACUCAUUCUCCAGACAUUGAGUGAAUAAUAGGCAUAGAAACAUGUCAGACAAAGCAACAACAAAAAACCUGUUAGAUCCCUAGGCUAUAGUUUCAGAUUUGUUCAGCCCGCAGACCUAUUGGAAACGUGAUAAUGUUAAGAACCUAUCCAAACAGAGUUCAACUGUUCAGUGAUCUCCAAACAGACUGCAUGUCUCCCGACCGGGACGGUUCAGAGAAUGAGUCCGGAGAUGGAGGACUGGUCCCCGGUAUAGUGGAGAGAAUUAGUCCGGGUAUGGGUCCGUGUUUGUAGGUGAGUGCUGCAGAGAGGGGGCGCUAGGCGCUGUGAAAUCUCUUGUCUGCGGUGAGCUGUGCUCUGGCUGGCAGCAAGACGCACUGGGAGCGGAGAGGUUUCGGUUCUGAGAUUCAUAACUUACUCAGACCCGGGUUCGGAAGAGCGCGCCCAGCCGAGCUCAGAGUCCCGGCUACCGGACAGUCCCUUCGAGUACUCCCCGCUCCCGGUCCCCCACCACAGUCGCAUCAGUCCCCAGCCCCCCACACAGAACACAAUUCAGCGCGAGGCUUUCACACCAGAUCUAUGGCAUUCUGACAAUGAACAAGCACGCUCAGUUUUUGGAACGGAUGCAUUGUGUCCAGUUGAAAUGCACACCUCGAGACAUGCCAUGUGUGCAGGCACAGUAUGGGCCCGCCCCUCCAGGCUCGUCCUACUCCGCCCAGUCCUUUGGUUACCAGGGGGACAGCUACAGCUCUGACCUCAUGACCCCGGACUAUACCAAGUUGGACUUGGGGGGAGGUGAGAUCUCGGCGGCCGCCACCACCUCUCUGCCCAGCUUCAACGUGUUUGUUGAGGGGAGCUACGAGCCCAAGUCCUCCUGCCUAUACCAGAUGCCCUCCCAUAGGCCGCUUAUCAAGAAGGAGGAUGAGUCCUACCUACAAUCUGACACCAUGCCCUCCUCCUCCAUGUACUUUAAACAGUCUCCUCCGUCCACCCCCACCACCCCCUCUCUCGCCCCCCAGCCUGGCUCCUCCUUCCUCUGGGAUGACUCCGCCCACCUCUCCCUGCAGCCCCCCUCCCAUGGCCCCCUCAAGUCCGCUCGCUUCCCCCACUUCUACCAGCACUCCCCUCCCCACAGUGGGGGGUACGAGGGGCUAGGAGGGGGGCUGCCUCGCUCUUCCUCCUCAUCAUCUUCCUCGUCCUCGUCUGUGCCCCCUCACCCCCACGGCCCACCCCUGGAACAGCACCUGUACCACCUGCACCGCGGGGUUGGGGGUCCGGGGGGCCCGGGAGGACUGGCCUUCCGAUCUCUGGCACUGGGGUCCUGUAACCCUCUGCUGGGGGACCGCCUGCCCUCCCCCCCCCAUCGCGGCCCCCCAGGAGAGGGCACCUGUGCCGUGUGUGGCGACAACGCUGCCUGCCAGCACUACGGCGUACGCACCUGCGAGGGCUGCAAAGGCUUCUUCAAGCGUACGGUGCAGAAGAAUGCCAAGUAUGUGUGCCUGGCCAGUAAGAACUGUCCGGUGGACAAACGGAGACGCAACCGCUGCCAGUACUGCCGCUUCCAGAAGUGCCUCAGUGUCGGCAUGGUGAAGGAGGUGGUGCGUACAGACAACCUGAAGGGCCGUCGAGGUCGUCUGCCCUCCAAACCAAAGAGCCCGCUGCAGGCGGAGUCCUCGCCUCCCUCGCCUCCCCUCAGCCUGCUCUCUGCUCUGCUCAGGGCCUACUCACACUGCACUCCCAGGGAACUGGACUACAGCCAGUUCAGUGCGGCGGAAGCCCCCUCCUCCUCCUCUGACACCCAGUACAUACAGCUCUUCUAUAGGCUGCUCACCAUCUCCAUGGAGACCACGCGUUGCUGGGCCGACCGGCUGCCCGGCUUCAAUGAGCUUCACGGCGAUGACCAAAACCUUCUCAUAGACUCCGCCUUCCUGGAGCUCUUCGUCCUGCGAUUGGCCCACAGGUCUUUGUUGUCGGAGGAUAAGCUGGUGUUCUGUAAUGGCCUGGUGCUGAGCAGGUUCCAGUGUCUGAGAGGUUUUGGAGAGUGGCUGGACUCCAUCAGAGACUUCUCCUCUCAUCUACAGAGUCUCAACCUGGACACAUCCGCCUUCUCCUGCCUGGCUGCCCUGGUGCUGCUCACAGAGCAGGUCCCAGGACUGAAGGACAGUAAGCGCGUUGAGGAGCUGCAGAACAAGGUGGUCUGUUGCCUUAGAGACCACCUGGGCUUUGGCCCCUCCUCCUCCUCCUCCUCCAAGGCCACGCCCCCUCUAAGUCGUGUGCUGGGUGUUAGGGCGGAGCUCCGCUCCCAGAGGACCCAGGGUCUGCAGAGGAUCUUCUACCUGAAGCUGGAGGACCUAGUCCCACCCCCACCUCUGAUUGACAGGUUCCUAGACACUCUGCCCUACUGAUGCUGCCUGGGUUGAUUAUGCCCACACAUACAUGUCACAUCCUGUUUAAGACCUCCCCCCCCCCACCUAGAGCACCACGCAGCCACACUCAGAGGAGCGAGACUCGCUGAGCUACGCUGAGAGACAGCCAAUCAAAUUGCUUUUCACUCAUUAAGGACAACCAAUCAAAAAAUGCUUUUCACGCCAUAAAGACAAUUAUUCAUAUGCUUACCACUUUCUAUCUGGACCGUUUUUCUCGUGUGAUGGGAGGAUUUGAAAGGAUAACAAAAAAAUGAAAGGGACAUUUCUCUGUCCUGUUUUAGUCUGGUUAUGCCUGAAGGAGGAAAAUAAGACCCAUGUCUUUGUUCUGGACUGGUUCAGUCUGGUUCGGUUCAGUCUGAAGUUCAUAGCAGUCUGUCCUAGGGGCAGGGGAAGGCAGUCUGUGUGGGUAGCUGUGUGACACUCUGAUGAUGUCCCAGGGAAACAGAAGCUGUGUUUGUUUUGUGUUCCCCCUGCGAAAUUGGAGGAAGGAGACAUUUAAAUAAAAAAAGGUAUCGUCAGUCAAGACGACGUACAGCGUGAGUGACCCAGCAAUCUGUCUGUGUGUGUGUGAGCUUAGUCACACAACAGAAGGCAUUAAAACUAUAUAAAACACCCAACACACACAGUGAAGUGACUGCUGUUUGGCUCUGUUGUCCAAGUGCAAUUUCUUUAGUGCUAUCUUUUUUUUUUACACAACAGCUAGAGAUGGAAAGGUUUCAUUUCAAACUCUAAAUUAUUCUAAUACUAAGACUGGCCAUGUACUGCCAGUCUGUCAGUAGCUCCGGGAGAAAGAGAGAUUGGUGAGGAGGUACUGAGAACUAACCAUUGAUGACUCAGUCUCUCAGACUUGAACUGGCUGUAGUAGAUUUAAGAAUGAACUCUUAGGAUUAUUGGAGGAAAGAACGCAAGCAGCACUUACACCCUCAGAGGGUGACAAGCACAGACACACACCCACCCUGCUCCCCGAGAGAGGGAGCGAAGAGGCAGAGAGGAGGAGAACAGGAGAGGAGGAAAGGGGGGCUGGGAGUAGAAGGGUGCUCCAUGGAUGACUGUAAGGGGCCUGCGAGAGGUUGAAACAUUCCGCAGUCAUGCUCUUUUUAUAUGUUUGUAAUAUGGAGGCUGUGAGAGAUUGGAGGACAGUGUUACUGUCUAUGUGUUUCUGUGUAGGAGUACAGGAGCAUAUGCAUGGUGUGUUAUAAGCUGUUAUAAGCUCUUAUGAAGCUGUUAUGACAGCCUGGCCUGGUUUGUGUGACAGACUGUGCCUGUGUGUGUGUGUGUGUGUGUGUGUGUGUGUGUGUGUGUGUGUGUGUGUGUGUGUGUGUGUGUGUGUGUGUGUGUGUGUGUGUGUGUGUGUGUGUGUGUGUGUGUGUGGUCCCCCCCCCCCUCCCCCCCUCCACCCGGCCAUCCACCAUUACACAUCACAGACUCACUCACAGGCAUCCGUUUUGAAAGAAGGAAAAAAUACAAUUCUAUAGAUAUAUAAAUAUAUAUAUAUACAAAACUAAUAUUUUGAAGUGUUUUUAGCUUUUUCAAAUAUUGUGGUACAAGUUGUGCAUUGUUUUUUUGAAGAAGAGAAAUUAAAAGAAGUAAAAAAAGUUGUUUUCUA